AUGGCUGCCUGGUUUAUGUCUUCGCUAAAACAUCCCAUAAAUGACAAUUUAUUUCAUAUGGCAGCACUGUGCAACAUGAAAUGUCAUUUUAUAAAACAUUUUAAAUUUCUUAGUAUAACCCCAUAUCGCCGGACGAUAUUGGGACCUCUACGUUAUUUCCAUGAUAAACCUGAAGCGAUAGUUAUAGCUGCAGCGGCACGUACACCAUGGGGUAAAUAUCAAGGUCAGCUGGCUUCAGCCAGUGCUUUGCAGCUGGGCCAACUAGCCGUGGAGUCGGCCGUUAAACAAUCCGCUGUGCCCUUAGAACAAAUACAACAAAUAUUUAUGAACGAAAAACCCAAAUUGCAGCAGGAUCAGGGAAAUGAGUUCAUUUUUAGCAAUUUUCUAAAGAAAGCUAAAUAUACAGCCUUAACAGUGGGUGAUAAAGAUGAACCUAAAAUGGAAAGUUUGCUUAAGGCUUUAGAAGCUUUAAAAUCCUCACAUUGUCCGGCUGUAGUUGUGGGAGGUUUAGAAUCUGCUACACAAAAGGAAAGUCUUAUAAACCAACAUCAGGAAAUUUGCCCAAAUGCAGACCUUUUUGCUGAGGUAUCAUCGGAAGUUGUAGAAAACUAUAUAUCAAAAAGUGUUAUCAGAUAUUUAAAAUCUCAAACGGAAGGAGCAUUUGAUGCAGAGUUAGUGCCUCUAGCGGUACAGCAACAAGCGGGUAAAAGAAGAAUCAUACGAGAAAUAACACAAGAUGAAAUUUUUCCCGAAAAUUGUAGAGAAGACAAUAGGACAUUUCAAUAUAGUGAUGGUUCGGCGGCUUUAGUGCUAACCACCGUUAGACAAGCUCAGGAAUUAAAUUUAUCUCCUCUGGCUGUUAUAACCGACUUUGAAUAUGUACGAAACUCUUCAUCGAAUAUGCUGGCUUGUAGUCGUAAAUGUGUGGAAAAGCUUUUUGCUAAAACUCAAUUGCAUCCUCAUCAAAUACAACAUUGGGAAAUUGAAGAUUCUAUACCCCAAAUGGUGGUUUUUCUUAAACAUCAUUUUGAUUUGAAUUUGGAAUUGAUAAAUCCUCAGGGUAGUUCUUUAAUAAUGGGUCAUUCGGCUGCUGCUUCUUUAAUCCGUUUACUUACACAUCUAACACAUACCUUGAAUCCCUCCGAAUAUGGUUGUGUAGUCUCUACCAACUCUCAGGAAUCCUUGGCCUUAAUUAUACAGAAAUUACCCUCUUUGUCUGCCCCGGAACGUUUGCCCCUUAUAACCUUGUAUACCAAAGAUCCUUGUCCUUUGUGCGAUGUUUUGCUCGAGGAAUUGGAGCUUAAUUUUCCCGGUGAAUAUGAAUUGGAAAAGGUUUUUAUUGAUACCAAGGAAAAUCUUCGUUUUCUACGUUUAUAUCGCCUUGACAUACCCGUUGUCUUUCUUAACAAUCAAUUUCUUUGCAUGCAUCGUUUAAAUCAUAGAUUAUUGAGGAAUAAAUUGGACUUUUUAAAAAAAUAAAGAAUAAUUUAGAUAUUAAACAUGA
Calliphora vicina (urban bluebottle blowfly) is the source of this 1504-nucleotide messenger RNA. RefSeq names its product acetyl-CoA acetyltransferase B, mitochondrial. NCBI's taxonomy places the organism in Eukaryota, Metazoa, Arthropoda, Insecta, Diptera, Calliphoridae. The record is from RefSeq and is a predicted model, not a curated record. Bases 1 to 1479 code for a protein of 492 amino acids. Gene Ontology annotation, molecular function: acyltransferase activity, transferring groups other than amino-acyl groups. The transcript has 3 exons.